AUGAAGGUUUUCUUGCGAUUGAAACCCAACUCUUUAAAUGUAGAAAAUAGUCAAGACCAAGAAGAAGCGUACACUAUAGUCAGCUCGACGUCUCUCAUCUCAAAGAUCCCCAUUCCUGAGCUUUGGGACGAAUGUUCCAGGAAAUCAAAAAAAUUCAGCGAGCCGAGAAUCACCAAUAGAAAGUUUAGUUUCACGAAGAUCUUUGGAACCCAGAGCACCCAAACAGAGAUUUUCGAUGAAGCUAUCAAACUGCAAAUAUCGGACUUCUUACGAGGUCGAAGCUCAACGAUCAUGACCUAUGGGACCAGCGACUCGGGAAAAUCGUACACUCUUCUUGGAACUCCUACUGUACCUGGUAUGAUAUCUCUCAGUAUUGAAUUCAUUUUCUCAGCAGUAAAUUGCACCCUAUCACCUUGGUACAAGCCAGACAGCAGAAACAGGGCGAUCAGUCUAGAUGAACCCGGUCGUCUAAUAGAAAUACAAACUCGGAAUAAGUUGUUAUCUUCAAGAUUGAUCAACAGAAGUCAAUGCAACGAAGAAUAUCAAAACCUAGAAGAUUUAAUAGAGAAAGACAGAGAAGCGUGCAAUGAUGCCAUGAAUUCCGUGUGGAUAUCAUUUGCUGAAAUUUAUAACGAGAUUGUGUAUGAUCUACUAGAAGAAGACGAGGACGGGAAAAAUUUACCGCUUAAGUUGGUCACGGACAGUCAAGGUGCGGCUUUCGUGAAAGGAUUGAGAUGGAUUUGUGUGACGACUGGCAAGGAAGCAUACCAAAUCUUAAUGGCUGGGCAGACUAGGUUAAGUGUCGCAGCCACGUCUCUCAAUCCAAGGAGUUCCCGGUCGCAUUCUAUUUUCACUAUAAAGUUGAUGAAGUACUCCAAAGAAAAUGCACCUGAGGAAGUUGAAAUCAGCACUGUGACGUUCUGCGAUUUGGCUGGUUCUGGACGUACCAGGAUGGCCUCGUGCAACGACAAGCUUCUUGCCGAGACGAGGAACAUUAAUUCGGGUUUGUUGGUUCUUGGUAGGUGUCUUAAGGCUAUCUGGGAGUUCCAGACUUCGAAACAAAGCACCGAGGCAGUAGGAACAUUUAGGGAGUCAAAGCUUACAAGGUUGUUCCAAAGAGCGCUUUCUGGAAGAGAGCAACUCACCCUUAUGGUUACAGUUAAUACCAGUCCGAAAUUCUAUGUGGACACGCAAAUUGUUUUAUAUUUUUCCACUAUUGCUGGGAAGAUAAUGUUAGAUGUACCACAAAGGCCUUCCACUGGGGGAACGAGUUCUCAUAGUCAGAAAUCGGUGGGAUGCUGGGAGGAUUACACGCCACCUUUAUUGCUAUCUUCUGAAAAAGCAAUAAGUGAAGAACAACAGGACAAAGAGGACUUGGAAUUAGAAAACGAAAAAUUAAAAGCAGAAAUCUCUAGACUGAAGACUCUAGAGACAAAGAAGGAGAUUGACAUCAGGGAGGAUGUAGCAAACGUGUACAACAAAAUUAUUAAAGACCUAGAUGAGGGCUGGAAGGAGCGACUACAGGUCGUUGAAGAAGCUCAGGAAGGCUUACUGAAAUGGUCUGUAACGACGGUCGAAGAAUUCUAUAAGGAACGAAUCGAUAGCAUGGGAGGAAGGAAGCGUAGGCGAAUUGAAAGCGGCGAUUACAAUGACGAGGAUAAGGCGGUUCUUCAGGAUCUAGAAGAGGAAAACGUUAGGAUUACUUCGAAAGUGGUUAUUCUGAAGGAGGAGGUGAAGAAACUGCGGGCGCAACGGGAAAAGGUCACUAUUGAGAAAAACGAGAAAUCCUUCACGAUUGGUUUAAUGAAGGAAGAACUCGACGCGCUGAAGAAGUCUAUAAUAGAGUUCGAAGAAGCGAACCCCUUAGUGGAUGAGUCUGCGAGAUUGGUUGAUAGAUUAAGGGAGUUGAUAAAGUGCAAGGAAACAGAAGCAGCUACUCUUAGCGGGGACCUCGAGAGGGCAAAAAAUGAGUAUGUCAGAAUAAAAUCUACAAACGUAGAGCUCGAAAAAGAACUAAAUGAUGCAAGAACGGUAUUGGAUGAAUAUUCCGAAUCGAUGGACGCUAUCAAGUCACAACUCUUGGAAAGGAAUAAAUAUAUAAUGAACCUUCAGAAUCAACUGGUAAUCCUGAAACAGCAAUUAGCAGAGAUUGAAGCUGACAAGCAAGAAAUUAAGGAGAAGUAUAACAACGCCGAAGCGGAGAAUGUAAUUCUUUCCAAGAAACUUGAAGAAUGCGAGGAAACUCUUCGGCAAAAAGAGUUAACUAUAUCUCAAUUAUCUUCCAACGUUGUAGAAUGUAAGAAACCAUCAUUACAUGACACGCGACUUGUUACCGAAGACGUAAAGCUGAUUGCAAAAAAGAUAUCUUCCAUUUCGUCAUAUCACGGUUCGGCCGUAGACACGAAUGAUUCGGAAAUCGAUGAAGAAUUUAGCGAAAUGGAUUCCAAGUUUUUCUCGAAAGAGUUGCGAAGCGAUUCAAUCUUGAGGAAUUCAGAAUUCGAUCGGAUGUCCGAAGAUAUAAACUUCGAGGAUGCAAACGACAGAACGAGUUUCCUAGAAGCAAUCGAGAGGGUUUAUCGUUGCGCGUUUCGAUCAGUCGUGGAUAGUAGCAAGGACGAUUCCGGAAUAGUUAUGAAUAGCGAUACCGGAAGUAGAAAAACCAGCACAGAAAACAACAUUCCUAUGGUGGAACUCCACGAAAAAAGUGUUCAAACGAGUCAGAGUCAAACGAACACCUUCAUUCAGGGACGGGUAGAGCAGCUUCAGUUAGAUUAUACGAACCUGAAGACGCAGCACCUGCGAGAAACUCUUCGCGUAACCGAGCUUUCGGAAGAGCUGGAGAACGUGAAAUACACAAUGCAGACUUUGAAGGAGACCUCACAAGAUGGUGAACGCCGCGUGGAAGACUAUCGACACAGAUUGGCGUCAAAGGAAGAGGAAAUUGAACGAGUGGUCGAGGACAAGGUCGAUUUGGAGAAGAAGUUGAACGAAGCCUUUAGGAUGCAGGAGAUAAAACGCUUGGAAUACGAGAGAAAAAUCGAUGAGUUAAAGGGCAGGUUGAAAAUCCGCGAGCAAAGCGAGGAUCGUACAUCAAAGUGCUUAGAGGAGUACCUGGAAAGAUCAGCUACAUUGGAGAGCCAAUUGUCAGUGGUGCACAUGCAGCUGGAGAGAGCUUCUAUUAAAUGCCUUGCCGAACACGUGCCAAGGAUCGAUAAAUUGGAGAAGGACUUGUCAGGCAAAACGUUGCUGGUCAGCCAAUUGGACUCGAAAUUGUCCGAGGUUGAACGAGACCUGAUCAGGGUUUCGGAGUUGGGUGAGAAGGUAGCCGAAUUCGAGAACACUUUGGACAAGUGUCAGAGGGAGAAGGAUGACCUGAGGAGACAGCUCCACGAGAGGUCCGAGUCUCAGGCUAGUUUAGAGUGGAAGCUAAAGAGGUUGACCAAUAUUGUCAAAGAGAGGGAUACCGAUAUCACAACGGUGAAAACCGAUCUGGGGGAGAUCGUCAGAAUGAAUUUGGACAACAGCGAGAUAGCCAAAGGACUCAGCAAGGAAGUGAUGGACGCUUUCAAGAAAUUAAACGUCAUAAAGGAGGAGCAACUACGAUCAGAGGAGACUAGGAGGAAACUCGAAAGAAUGUCCAGGCAGGAAGCGAGCAAUUUGAGAGCAAGGUUAGGGGCCUUCGAAAGAAACGCAGCGCUUCUUAACUUCGUCAGAGAGAGUAACGAGAACGCUCAAGAUGAGCUGGACCGAUUGAAGAUUUUGUUGCACGAGAAGGAAAGAGAGAUGAGUCUUUUUAAGAAAAAUCGGGACACCACCAUCAGAAAGUAUGAAUCUCUUGUCAGGCAGCUUCAAAUUGACCUCGAAAGAAAUGAGCGACAGUCCGGAAAAAUAGGAAAAAUAUUUCAAAAAUGUAUCAAGGAAGAUUCUAGAGGGGAAAGUAGCAUUUCAGGAGUAUGUAAAAAAUCAGACAGCGUACCAAUAGUAAUACAAAAGAAGGAAAGUUCCUCCAAAAUUUCCGAUAGCUCGAAAUCUUCCACGUUGUCAAAACAUUCGAGUCUUCAAACGAUAGUUCCAUCUACAGAUCGGAUAGCGAUUGCAACGCGCGAGGAUCAUCUAGAAGUUGAAGAGGGAAUUGCGAAAGCUGGAUAUAUUCAGUUACACGAAUUAUUAUCACGUCAUACCACGUUUCAUUUGUUAAGGAGCGUUGAUACUGAGCAGGACGCUGAGAUGUUACUAUUGGCGAUGUGGUAA
Molecule: messenger RNA, 4251 nt
Organism: Orussus abietinus
Lineage: Eukaryota; Metazoa; Arthropoda; Insecta; Hymenoptera; Orussidae
Product: kinesin-like protein KIF20B
Exons: 2
Coding region: 1-4251 (1416 amino acids)
Biological process (GO): microtubule-based movement
Molecular function (GO): ATP binding; plus-end-directed microtubule motor activity; microtubule binding
Source: RefSeq, a predicted model, not a curated record